Messenger RNA from Daucus carota subsp. sativus, 2802 nucleotides. Its product is annotated as TMV resistance protein N-like. The transcript has 5 exons. Gene Ontology annotation, molecular function: ADP binding. NCBI's taxonomy places the organism in Eukaryota, Viridiplantae, Streptophyta, Magnoliopsida, Apiales, Apiaceae. The coding region runs from base 182 to 2476 and encodes 764 amino acids. Gene Ontology annotation, biological process: defense response; signal transduction. The record is from RefSeq and is a predicted model, not a curated record.
GACCCUCUAUUAUUGUGUCAGUGUUAGUAGACUUUUUAAAGUCCACAGACAACUAGUUUAAUUUUUUAUUUUUUUUGUUAUCUAUAAAAAUUUUACCCAAUUUAAUCAUUAUAAUGGGUAUAAUUUUUCCUUCUGUUCUUAUCUGAUAUCUCCGAUCUUCACCUGCUUAUUUUUUUUAAAAAUGGCUUCCAUAGGUUCUCCAACUCCAGUCUCCAGGUCUGCUCCGGAUUCAGCUCUUACUUGGGACGUUUUCUUGAGCUAUCGUGGUCCAGAUACAGGGCCUAAUUUUACUGGUCAUUUGUACGCUGCACUACAUCGUCAUGGAAUUCAAACAUAUAAGGAUGAUUAUAAGCUACGCAUGGGAGAUGAUAUCUCAGAUGCAUUGAGAGAGGCUAUAGAAGAAUCAAAGAUUUACAUUGUCAUCUUCUCCGAAAAUUAUGCUUCUUCUCCCUGGUGCCUUAAUGAGCUGGUUGAUAUAGUCAAAUUCAAAAGAACUAAACAAAGGUUGAUUCUUCCUGUGUUCUACAAAAUUGAUCCAUCUGUUGUGCGUCAUGUAAGCAAUGGUUUUAAAAAAGCUUUCAAAGUUCAUCAAGAAGGGUACUACAAGAAUCAAAUGCAGCAAGUGGACAACUGGCGUGCUGCACUGAAAGAAGCCGCCAACGUUUCAGGAGAACAUGUUUGUGAAAAGAACAGAGUGGAAGCUGAUGUUAUAGAAAGAAUUGUUGAUGAUAUUUUACCGAGAAUAAAUCCCAAAGGUUUCGAUGAGGAAACUGUUGGCUUGGAAUUUCGCGUCGAGAGCAUAAUAGCAAUGUUGAGCAACCAAGAAGGUGUGACUAAAAUUGGUAUAUAUGGUAUGGGUGGAGUUGGCAAAACAACUCUUGCCAAAGCUGUGUUUACCAAAAUAUGUCUAGGCUUUGAAGGCAGUUGCUUCCUAGCAAACAUAACUGAUUCAGGCUCAGUAAAUGACAUGAAGUUGUUACAACAGCAACUUCUUAAUGACGUUCUUCUCCAAAAUGAGAAGGAUGUUAAUAAUGUUGCUCAAGGAGAAAACUUGAUAAAAGCUAAAUUAAAAAACAAAAAAAUCCUGGUUGUUAUUGAUGAUUUAAAUUACUCUUAUCAAUAUAAAUCUUUGGGAUUAGGGUCGUUUGCUCAUGGGAGUGUUGUCAUCGUGACUACAAGGCACGAAGAUAUACUCGAAGAUCUUGGAGUAAAAACUGAAUAUCGGCACAUGGUAAAUGAGUUGGGUCCUACAGAGUCGCUCAUACUUUUUAAACAGCAUGCAUUUCAACUCGGUUCUAAGCCGGACAGCGCUCUAAUGGAAUUGUCUACAGACAUUCUGUCUUUGGCUGAUGGACUUCCAUUGGCUUUGAAGGUUUUUGGCUCGGUCUUGUAUACGAAACACGAGGUUGAGGAAUGGAGAGAAUUUAUUGAAGAACUGAAAGAAACUCCCAACAAAAAUAUUCAGGAUAGCCUUCUAAUUAGCUACAAGGCUAUGGACGGUGAUCCUCAGCUGAAGAAAAUGUUCCUUGACAUUGCUUGUUUUUUCAUUGGGUGGCAGGAAGAAAGGGUCUCUGAAAUAUUGGAGACUUAUUAUUCCUAUGUGAAUGUGAAAAUGAACAAUUUGAAGAGGAAAUGUUUACUAACAAUCGAUGAUAGAAAUAUUUUGCAUAUGCAUGAUCUUCUUCGGGAUAUGGGAAAGGAAGUUGCACGUAACAAUUCUCCGGGUAAUCCAGAAAAAUAUAGCAGGCUUUGGUUGUCUACAGAUAUUGAACGUGUGUUAACCGAGGAGAACCAGGAAGUAGAGGCAAUUGAAGGUAUUUUCUACGUUAAAGAGGAAGUAGCUGGCUUGCAAAUUGAGGCAAUUGAUGACAUUUUUUUCGGGAAAAGGAAAUUCAUGAGCACCAGCGGGCAAGUACCGUUGACAACAAAAAUAUUUAGAGAAAUGAAAAAUUUAAGAUUUUUUCACCUAGAUGGUUUCGAAACCCCAACGGGAAGCUUUGACAAAACAUUCAGAGAUUUGAGGUGGUUAUGCUGGAAGUCGUGUCCUCUAAAAUAUUUUCCGCCUGAACUCAAACCCGUAAACCUUGGAGUACUAGUAUUGCGUGGCAGCAUCAUGAGAACUCUGAAGCCAAGCAUGGUUUUCCAAAAGUUAAAGAAUCUAGAUAUGGCAUAUUCUUCCUAUUUAAUCACAACUCCAGAUUUUAAUAUGUUACCGUGUUUGGUAACUUUAGAAUUUGGGAUGUGCGUAAACCUGAAGAAGGUACACGAAUCAAUCGGAAGUUUGGCCGGGCUUGUUUACUUAAAUUUGGGAAGUUGUGUGAAGCUAGCAAGUCUUCCUAAAACUAUUUCCAGCUUGAAAACACUGAAGUAUCUGUAUCUUGGCAUGUGCAGAAGUUUGGUAAAAAUUCCUGAAGAUUUGUUUAGGAUGGAAUCCCUGGAAGAGCUCGACAUAAGCGGAGUUAAGAAGCUAAACUAGUGGCAUUGUUACCACGUCUGGUUACAGGGGCUCCAACUCCAACAAAGGCAAGUUGUGUUACAAAACAUGAAGAAUAAGCUGAAGCAACUACAAGAGAUGAGAAAUCAAGAAUUAGAGGAGAGGAGAUGAGAAGCAAAUGGAAGAGAUGAAGAGCCAACUUGCUAUUGUUAUUAGUAAUCGGAAUGCAAAUUAGAUAUUGUGUACGAGACAAGCUAGCUUUUUAUAUGUUAUGUUUGAAUUAUGUGUGACUUAUGAAUUAUAACCUUGGAUGUUGCUUUUAAUUUAUGACCUUUUCUUUUAUCUAAUGAAGUAAUUUAUUUUAUUAA